This is a messenger RNA of Mesorhabditis belari, 774 nucleotides long. The record is from the annotation of a GenBank genome assembly. Lineage: Eukaryota; Metazoa; Nematoda; Chromadorea; Rhabditida; Rhabditidae.
AUGAUAACGUUUUUGAUUAAGGAUAGCCAAACGAAGUCCAACAAAAAGCCGACAGAAGUGAAUCGCUCACUAGGAAAAAAACGAGCGUUGACGGAAUCAAAGGUCCAUCAGAAGUCGAAAUUUACAAGCGAUGUGGAGAAUGCGGCUAUGUUGGAUAAGCAACGAAAUACAGAACGCGCGAUGGAGCCGAACGAUGAAGCCGCGAUGAUUGAGAAGCCGAAAGUACUUCAGGAUGAAUGGUUUAACUGUCAACGAGCUGAGUUAUUUUUCGAGCAAGAGAUGCGAAACUUGAGACGUAGAAAGAACUAUAUUGAAAAGCGACGUUGUAGAGCAGAUUGUCGAUGCAGUGAAUUCGCUAUUUUUUCCUAUCAAAGACAACAGAUUACGUGGAAGAAUCAGCCAUGGGUGAGCUGGAAAAGAUUGGGGAAGAAAAACGCGACACUUUCAAACGAUCUGGGUGCUCAAAGUGUUGUGUGUAUGCGAUUGUCCGAGACUGGACUCGACAUUGGUCAAGGAUGUCGUCGAGAACAAGAAUACAUCGAUGAACUCGUUUAUGCCUCGUCAGUGUCAGGAAGAACGAAGAGAAUGGGAGCCGUUGUCAGCCGUUCAAUUACAAGAACUGGAGAAACCCUUUUACUUGACAAGAAGACACGUGAUAAACAAGUCGACUAUGGGGACAUCGGCUCUGCACAUAUCAGAACGUCGAGAGCUCUAGCAGAUGUAUAUGAAUCAUUCCAAGAGCAAAACAUCAUCAAUAACAACAGAAUUGCUAUC